AUGUCGUUCCGCGCCGGCUUACCCCCGGCUGCAAGCCUGCAAGCCCGCCGCACAACUUCCGCCGCCCCCACCGCCCCACACGCCACGGCCAUGGUCAUUGGUCGCCGCUUCACCACCCCUGAAGACCCCUGUUCUCCAUCGAAUCUAGUAAUUACCCCACUAGCCUGCUUCUCGCGGGAUCCGAGCACCAAGCCGUUGCCUAAGCGUUGCGCCUGGUUGUACUGGUGUGUAGAUCCUCAGCAGAUGAUCUGCAACUACAGUACGAUCCUGGCAAUAUGGCGAUCAUCAUCACCAGUCAAGGGAGCGAAGACUGAUCUCUUGUUUGACGGUUUUGUCGAGUGA
Messenger RNA from Tricharina praecox, 342 nucleotides. RefSeq lists its product as uncharacterized. The coding region runs from base 1 to 342 and encodes 113 amino acids. The transcript has 3 exons. Lineage: Eukaryota; Fungi; Ascomycota; Pezizomycetes; Pezizales; Pyronemataceae. The record is from RefSeq and is a predicted model, not a curated record.